AUGCGCUCGGGAAACCCCGCGGAGGCGUUCCCGGGCCAAGGGACCUUGGUCAAAGAGUCGAGCACAUUGAUCAAUCAAGUCUUAGUGAGCGACCCAUCGGUGGACAUCGAGCGAGAACAGGUCCGACAAGCCGGUACAUCAGUAUCUCCGUCGACUGAUGGUACUCCAACCCCUGGGCUGGGCUUGGUGGGUAGUGACGGCGUGGAUGAUGGAGGUCGCGGCGGGCUGCGGAGUCGGCAUGAUUACAACGAGAAUUCGAUUAAGCGGAAGGAGACAACAUUCGGUCAGUACAUUUUGGGUCAAACGCUUGGAGAGGGUGAGUUCGGGAAAGUGAAGCUGGGGUGGAAGAGGGAUGGCAGUAUUCAAGUGGCUAUCAAGCUGAUCCGGAGGGAGUCUCUUGGAUCGAACCCCAGCCGGCUACCUAAGAUAUAUCGGGAAAUCUCGAUCUUGCGCGAUCUUUCCCAUCCCAACAUCGUCCGGUUACAUGAAAUGGUGGAGACCGAUAAGCACAUUGGUAUCAUCAUGGAAUAUGCGUCCGGGGGCGAACUUUUCGAUCAUAUCUUGAAUAACCGGUAUCUCAAAGACAAUUCUGCUCGACGUCUCUUUGCGCAGUUGGUAUCUGGUGUCGGCUACCUCCACAAGAAGGGCAUUGUCCAUCGAGAUCUAAAGCUUGAAAACUUACUGCUGGAUCGAAACCGUAACAUCAUCAUCACAGACUUCGGUUUCGCAAAUACCUUCGAUCCGCUGGAUGAGCUAGGAGAGGAGAUCGAAUAUAAUCUGACGAACAAGGAGUUUGUAAAGAGGAUGCGACUUGACAAGCCCAAUGCGAAGGGCUUAAGGCGUGGUGAUUUGAUGCAAACUAGCUGUGGGAGUCCCUGUUACGCUGCACCAGAGCUUGUUGUUAGCGAUUCGCUGUAUACCGGACGCAAAGUGGACGUUUGGAGCUGCGGUGUCAUCUUGUAUGCAAUGCUUGCUGGCUAUCUGCCAUUCGAUGAUGACCCCGCCAAUCCGGACGGUGAUAAUAUCAACCUCCUCUAUAAGUAUAUUGUCACGACGCCUCUCACGUUCCCCGAGUACGUGACUCCACAUGCCCGUGAUCUCUUGAGACGAAUAUUGGUUCCAGAUCCGCGGAAACGAGCAGAUUUGUUCGAGGUUGCACGGCAUAGCUGGCUUAACGAGUACUCGCACAUUGUGUCACACAUAACUAGCAGUACAACCAAGGUUGCUGAUAUUGCUACUACGACUGUUUCUCAUGGUACGACGCUCUCGGGACAUGUACGCUGUUUACCUGCUAAUUCGUUGCCUCGAUCAGAACAACCCAAAGAGGCCCCAUCCCUCGGGCGCAGCGCGUCGGUUAGAGAGCCUCCCAAAACCUACCAAAGCACAGUCCCCUCUCUGGGUGCUCUUGUUCACCAUGCUGGCAAUAUCUCACAGGAACAACCUGCCGAAAGCUCUAAGACUCCCCGGGACACGAAACGGAGAACCGUCCAGGUCGAAUAUGUUGCUCCUUCGUCUCAGACUACGAGAGGGGAGGGCAUGGGAUCAGCCACGGCGGGCCCAUCGAGUGCUGCUGAAACUGCUGAACAUGUGCCCACUGGAGCAAGGUCAAAUAGCCGAGAUGCUGAGACUGUCUCACCUACCAGUGGCGUACCGCAAGACGCGCCUAUGGCGCCAAGCGCACAGGCUGGAGACUCAAAGGCACAGCGCCCGCAAUCUGGGCAUUUGCCUCGCUCAACUUCGGACUCGACAGCACUUACGGGAGCGGGGACAAUGCCCCAACCACAUUCCAUGCGGCCUACCACUGGUGCAUCCAUGUCUUCAUUCAAUACCGGUCGUUUGCCAUCGCGAGGAUCCUACGGACAGCCCGUAGCUCCCACUGUAGCGGCAACCAAUGCGCAUGGUCGGCUGGCACAACCGAAGAGCAAGCAAUAUGUCAUCUCGAACCCCAUCCCUCAGGAUCCUUCCCAACCGGCUGCGGCGUCGAUUGGUCGUCCGAGCACCCAGGCUCUUCCUGCAAAGUUCAAUACAACCCCCCGACAAGAACCCCCGAAAGGCCACAAGAGAUCAAAUACUGUCUCAGGGAUUGGCGAGAAAUUGUUCGGGCGGUCUGGGUCCAUUUUUGGAGGACGUGGUGGGCAGGCAAAUGCUCGUCAAAAAAGCGGCAAACGUUAUCCUCCUACAAGUAUGAAAGAUCCGUAUGGUGGUGAUAUGCCCCGGAUGUCUAUGGAUUCACGGCGGUCCAUGCAAUAUGGAUCAAACCGGAAGACGAGCGAAACAGGUGGUGAGAGUCGGCCUCGUAGAUUCUCCCUCUUGCCGGCAUCAUUCUCUCUCAAGGGUCUUUCUUCGAGCAGAUCUCAGACCCCCGAUGAAGAGUCACAAGUCGAUCGCUCCACGGAUAAUCGGGCUCAGCAAAAACCAUCAACCGGGGAACUACGACCCCGCGCACGUGCGACCAGCCACGGAACACAAGAUGCAAUAGGAGUCAUGCCAGAAGGGGCACCGGCAGAUGAGGUCUUCGUCCAAGAUGAGCCCAUCAACUACCAGGCCCUUUCCCGACCUACAAGAGGGGCCAGUGUCCUACAGAAAAAUCAUCGGAAAUUUGCCGAUGCCUAUGAGUACGAGCGCGAUUCAUCACACCAUUCCGGCAGCUCUGGUGCGGCCAGAAAAGUGAUGGAUUUCUUCCGUCGACGAGCGAAGUCGAGGGCUGCCGAUGACAGGUAG
Molecule: messenger RNA, 2721 nt
Organism: Aspergillus oryzae RIB40
Lineage: Eukaryota; Fungi; Ascomycota; Eurotiomycetes; Eurotiales; Aspergillaceae
Product: putative serine/threonine protein kinase (Kin4)
Exons: 3
Coding region: 1-2721 (906 amino acids)
Biological process (GO): microtubule cytoskeleton organization; protein phosphorylation; intracellular signal transduction
Cellular component (GO): cytoplasm
Molecular function (GO): tau-protein kinase activity; protein serine/threonine kinase activity; ATP binding
Source: RefSeq, a predicted model, not a curated record